GUCAGAUUGAUAAUUCGAGGGAAGGCCAUGCCUCUGAUUGAUCUUACCAAACAGCAAAGGCAAAUAUUUCAGCCAUGAUACAAUCAAACGAAUUGAGUCAACAAACUCACAAAGUACCUCCUUAUUAAUCAUGAUAUGGAUCUGGAUACAAUCAGGUGAAUUGGUUCUAAUGAAUGCAAAAGACGAUUUUCAUUCACCAGAGUAUAAUGUGAAUCUCUAAAUUUUGUUUUGUUGCCUGCUUUGCCUUGUAAAUAGUUCGACCAAAAAGCCAAACUAGUCUCUUCUGAAUCCAUCAUCUAUUGAAGAUCUACCCGGCUGUGCUGUAUAUAUUUAAACUAAAAAAAGUGAUCGGUACCUGCUGCAAGCUCUUUCAAAAAGACACAUCCUCCUCACGUACAAGUUGUUCAUCUUGUGACCCCCAGGUUCUUUUUUUAACAUCUUAUCACCCCCAUCUUCUUUUGACCUCAUUAUCCACAGGUUCAUUGAUCCGGCACAGAAAAAUGCUUGACCCAAGAUUAGAGGAAGAAUUCGAGAAGAUGGAUGCUAAACAGCUCCGGCACCUUCUUAAAUUGGUGUGUGAUGAGAAGAGUUUCACCCUGAAGCACCAUCGUGGAAAAAUCACCGUCAAACCAGGAAAGGUUUUCAUCAUGCCCGCAGGUUUUCAUGAUGGCAAAUUUAAAGAGUCUAACUUCAGGGAUUGCGAGAAUUAUGAGGAAGGAGAUGAGGAGGAUGGAAUUGAAGUUGAAGAUGUUCCAAGUAAAUCCAAGAUCGAGAUCCAGAAGCUUGUCAGAUCCAACAAGAGAAAAUAUCCCGGCUAUAGCUCCAACAUGUUCAUGUGCGAGAUUUGUCACAAUGAGUUUUGCAUCUACAAUAAUCCAUCCAACGAUUGUCUAUGGCAUACAGGUAUGUUUCAAAUUCACCAGCCCAUGCCAAUCUAGCUGACAAUACUAGGCCAACGAACCACGGAUCUCGAUGAUGUCAUCUGGGCUGACCAUAACUACGAAAAGCAUGGAGCAAUUGAAGACCGUAUAGAUCACCAUGACUUGGAGGAUCGCUGGAUUUGGUCUUGCUGUGGAGAGAUGGGAAGUGAUUGGGGAUGCAAGAUCACCAGACACAAGGUAUUGGAGGGAUUCGAAGAGUUCAAUAGCUCAUCUGAUGUCGCCUCUGGAGAUCUAUCCGAUGAAUCUAAAAAGCUCGACGAGGAUUUAGAUUCAUCUGGGGACCUGUCCGAGAAUUGGGAAGAUAUCGAGGAACCGACGGCCAAGAGGGUUAAGCAGUGAUUGCGGUGAUGGUUUAAUGAGCUCGGACGACGAAAUGGUUUUUGGGUAUUGCAUCGGAGAAAACAUCAAUCUUGUAUUUUGGGAUAUUGGUGAAUUGUGACGACGAUGAAUUAUGAUGGUCAUGUUGGGAAACUGGGUACUUGGCAGAUGGAGAAAAUUCCGUGCUGGAUUCCUUUGGGGUGCAUGGCUCCUUGUCGGAUGAAAGAAGCAGGUGGAUCUUGUAGUGAUUUCCGAUCGAGUCUUCAUUAUGAAUUUCGUAAUAUAGUAAAGCCGUUACAAAUCAAUCAAUU
Messenger RNA from Sclerotinia trifoliorum, 1570 nucleotides. NCBI's taxonomy places the organism in Eukaryota, Fungi, Ascomycota, Leotiomycetes, Helotiales, Sclerotiniaceae. The record is from the annotation of a GenBank genome assembly.